AGCCGAUAUAUAUGGAUGCCAGAUGGUGAUGGCACACUCCACCUAGUCGAUCUACACGCCCCUGUAGACGAAGAAUAUCUUAACACCAGAAAUGGUGCUAAUAACGCAUACUGGCUCUUCACACGGCAAAAUCCAACUAAUCGUGACAUAUUAGUGAACGGUAACGCAAACUCGAUCCGUAACUCAAAUUAUAGAGGCAACCGACCGACCAAGGUUAUUGUACAUGGGUGGAGCAGCAGUGGAACAUCUAGCUUAAAUCCAAUGAUUACUUCUCAAUUCCUGCACGCGGGAGACUUCAACGUGAUUGUCGUAGACUGGAGCAGAGCUGCCAGUGGGGCGUACACCACGUCCGUCCGUGCAGUGCCUGAUGUCGGCCGACAUCUUGCCAGUUUCCUUACAUUCCUAUUUCAAACUGCUGGGGGUAACUGGAACAACCUUCAUCUAGUUGGACACAGCUUGGGUGCUCACAUAGUGGGUAAUGCAGGCCGCGCUGCUCCCAGUCUCCCUGUUCGUGUUACUGGUAUGGAUCCCGCUGGUCCUCAGUGGGGUGGUAAUGCUAACGCUUUAAAUGCCCGCUCUGGUGUUUUUGUUGAAUCAAUCCACACUGAUGGCGGCAGGCUUGGUAUCAUGGACCCUAUUUCCGACGCUGAUUUUUACCCCAAUGGUGGCACAAACCCACAGCCUGGCUGCCGAACAAGUGACUGCUCGCACGGCCGUGCCUAUGAGUUUUUCGCCUCCAGCGUUAGAACCAAUCACUUAGUCGGUAGACGCUGUAAUAAUUUGCAACAGGCUCGAGACGUCCAAUGCAGUGGUGCUGCACUAAACAUGGGCAAUAUGAUACUAGGAAAACGAGGAAACGGUCUAUUUGGAAUGAGAACUCAAGCUGCCUGGCCAUUCUAA
Messenger RNA from Maniola jurtina (meadow brown), 900 nucleotides. RefSeq names its product pancreatic triacylglycerol lipase-like. The record is from RefSeq and is a predicted model, not a curated record. The transcript has 4 exons. Gene Ontology annotation, biological process: lipid metabolic process. Lineage: Eukaryota; Metazoa; Arthropoda; Insecta; Lepidoptera; Nymphalidae. Gene Ontology annotation, molecular function: lipase activity. Bases 16 to 900 code for a protein of 294 amino acids.